Molecule: messenger RNA, 1017 nt
Organism: Exserohilum turcica Et28A
Lineage: Eukaryota; Fungi; Ascomycota; Dothideomycetes; Pleosporales; Pleosporaceae
Exons: 2
Coding region: 1-1017 (338 amino acids)
Source: RefSeq, a predicted model, not a curated record
AUGAGGAUGUUCACCCAGAGGAGCGCCGUGGGUGAGAAGACGCCGUGGACGCAGCGCAAGGCUGUAGGCAGCAGCAGCAGUAGUGGCAGUCACGCCGACGGAUCCGGAAAGAGCACCUCGCAAGGCCGACGACAGCACUCCUCUCAACAAAGCUCGUACGAGAGCCAAGAGCUCUUCCACAGCAGCAAUUCUCACCAGGAGGUGUCUGAUGCACUGGAUGAAGCGCAGGACCAUGGCGAAGUCAUGUACUCGCGCUUCCUAUCCCAGCAUCACGAGCCUGAAACCGAGACUGCAUCCUCCUUCUCAGACGACCCGGCCUUUUCAGACGACGAGUACCCAGAUGCGCUCGAUACCUGGGAACAAGUCUCGCAGUCUCUCUCACCCGCCUACAACUUCCCUGGCACAUGGACAGCCGCGCUGCACGACACCACAGCGGCGCUCUCGCAGGUGCGGAACGCCACAUCGUCAUAUGCGCAAGCGCUGUGCACGUCUGGACUCGGCAGGGCGACGUUGAGCAUUGGCGCCGCAGCCCUGCACUCGACCAACAACUACGCGCUCUCGCUGGCCGAAUGGUCCUUGUCCAAAACAGGUCUUGUGCCCAACGAGUUGCCCGCCCCGGUACGCGCGUGGGUUGCGCGCAGACAGGAGGGCGAUAGGAGGAGGCGGGAGGCGAGGAUCCGCAGGCACAACUUGAGGCAUUUCCAGGAGGCGAGCAAUGGCCUGUUUAUCGAGGGUAGUUCGAGAUUUGUGAUUGAUUUGCAUGACACGGAUGCGAGCGGUGAGUUUUUGGAUAGCGUGCCUAUGACGUUGGAGAGGAGGGAAGAGGUCGAGUCUGGGGACGUGGAGUACGAGGAUCCUUUUGAGUUGGGAGACGAAGACGACGAAGACGACGGUGAAGACGAUGAAGAGAGCGAAGAAGAAAGCGUGGAAGAUAGUGUCAAAAGUGUGGAUGACGAGGCAAGCGAUGGGGAAAAACAGAAUGACGGACUGGUCCGACUAUUCGAGUUUGAUGAUUAA